This is a messenger RNA of Acanthoscelides obtectus, 393 nucleotides long. The record is from the annotation of a GenBank genome assembly. Lineage: Eukaryota; Metazoa; Arthropoda; Insecta; Coleoptera; Chrysomelidae.
AUGUCUGUCUUGCCAUUUAAAUUAGUCGAUAUGACGGAAGGUGAAUUAUAUGCCGAACUCGAAAACACUCAUUCAGAAAUGGAACAAAGUUGUAUAAACGGUGAACAAAUUCCAUCUGAUUGUGAAUCGUUAGCCAGUAACAGAGACGACGAAGAAAGUGAUACAGAAACCACUAUUAGAAGCAACGUGUUGAUAUGUUCAUGUAGGUUCUCUGAAGAUGACCUACCUUUGUCAACUAUCGCUAGAAGACUGCAACUAGCUUCAUCUGCCUCACCAGUUGGAAGAAAAUCUCCAGUUUGGUCUAAUGUGAAAACUCCUACACCAUCGCCAGAUUUUACUGCACAUUCUGGUCUAGCAGAUUGUGUAACGAAUAUGACAAAGUAUUGUUUUUGA